GUCGUGAUUCAGCAUUCAGCAGUGCGGUUUGGAGAAGUUUCGGAGAAUAGGCGCCACGCUACUACGAAGAAUACGUAGCUUGAUUAAUUGCGGCGACGUAAGGUAUUUCAGUAACGUGCUGCUACCCAGCAGAGGGAGUGGGCUUCAACAAGACAACUAAUCCGCACAACACCACCAAUUCGCCCAUCAUGUCGUCCGACUACAGCUACGACGAGCAUGGCACGUUCUACCCUUUCUUUCUCUUCACAAUCACUGCCGUCGUCACCCUGCCGCUCACUUACAGCCUCCUGCGACCGAGCACAGAUGCCGCCGCACUCGCCCCCCGGAUAAAGAGCGACUACAGGUCGGAGCACCACGAGGUCGUCGAUGCGCAACGCGCUUCCCAGAGGCGCAAGCAGCGCAAGGUCAAGCGCGCCAUUGCCGUCCUUUUCGGCUGGGCCUUCAUGGGCCUCAACCUCUACCUUGUCCUGACGACUCAGGCCACUGUCGCCAAGAUAUGGAAUCCUUACGACAUUCUCGGAAUACCCGACGACUAUAAUGAGAAGCAGAUCAAGUCUCACUACAAGAGAUUGUCCCUCAAAUUCCACCCUGACAAGAUCAGACCGGACCCCGCCAAGAACGAGACCAUCGAGUCCCUCAACGACUACUACGUCGACCUCACCAAGGCCUACCAGGCACUCACCGAUGAGGAAGUCCGCAACAACUACAUCCAGUAUGGCCACCCUGACGGCAAGCAAGGUUUCAGCAUUGGUAUCGCCCUGCCCAAGUUCAUUGUAUCUGACGGGAAUGGCAAAUACAUCAUCCUCGUCUACGGACUCCUGCUGGGCGUUCUACUCCCAUGGAUGGUCGGCUCAUGGUGGUACGGCACGCAGCGAAUGUCCAAGGAGGGCGUCCUUAUCGAAAGCGCCGGUCGCCUGUUCCGCGAAUACGAGGACAGUGAUGAGGAGGGCCGUCUGAUCUCAGCUCUAAGCACCGGCAAGGAGUUUGAGGAGAGGCUGAAGGGCCACACCGCCGACUCUGGCUUGUCAAAGAUUGAAUCAAGGGUUCAGGCUGCCGGUGUUCUCUCUGCCAAGGAUCAAGAGAAGCUCGAGAGUCUCGAUGGUGUGAGAAGGAAGGUGCUUGCACUUCUUUGGGCAUACAUUGGACGUGUCGAUCUUGACGACAAGCCUCUUGAGAACGCCAAGUAUAUGGUCGCCCCUAUUGCUGUCGCUCUGGCACAAUCUUACAACGCCAUCGCUCUGGCCUACGGUAACACCAAGGCCAUUCUUUCUUCCUACACCACCACCCAACGACUUAUUCAGGCAAUACCCCCGAAGGCCUCACCUUUACUGCAACUGCCUCACUUCACUCCCGAGGUCGUCUCUGCUGCUGAAGGUGGCUCGAAAACACACCUGACUGUCCAACAGUUCAUGGAUCAACCCGACGCACAACGACGUGGUCUUGUCGUGGGCAAGGGUCUGCUUUCGGCCGAUCAGUACACGGAAGCCGUUCAUGUCGCCACUCAACUUCCCCGCCUUGCUGUUGCUAAGGCUUUCUUCAAGGUCACCGGCGAGAAGUACAUCAUUCCCUCGUCCUUGGUUAGCUUGGUUGUCAAGGGCCGUAUCAUCCCUCCUGGCAGCACGAAUGUACCUGCCAUCAAGGAGGCGGAUCUCGAGGACCCCGAUCCCGCGGAGGGUGACUUGAAGGCCUUGAAAAAGGAUGAGGAAGGCGACCGAGUUCUCCCACCCCUUACCUUCGCUCCUCGUUUUGCUCGUAACCACUCUCCCAGAUGGCAUAUCUUCUUGACAGAUAGCAAGCAAGGAAAGAUGGCAGUUCCCCCUUUCACAUUCACCACCUUCGACAAACCCAUCUUCGACGCCGACGGCAAGCCCACUUUCAACAUGCAAACUCUCAAGGCACAAUUCGCGGCACCUCCUGGACCUGGUCACUACACCUUCGUCAUGCACGUGAUUUGUGACGCAUAUGUUGGAUUCGACACCAAGCUCGAGGUCACUUUGGUGGUUGAUGACGCAGCUAAGGCUACCGAGGCUGCUGAGGAGGACGACAUCAGCGAACCAGAAGAAGAUUCGCUUGCAGGCCAGAUGAAUGUUCUCCGUGGAAAUGGAGCACCUACCAAGCCCAGAAAAGCAGCGGACUCGUCAGAAGAUGAGGAAAGUGGAACAGAUGAGGAAGAGGAUGAUACCGACGAAACCAACACCGACACGGAAGAUGAGUCGUGAGUUGAUGGUUGUAUAUUAAAUGGCUGCAUGGGAACACGGCGUCAGUGGCGUUAGCGGUGGAGCACCUGCUUCGGUAUUCCUCUUUGGUACCUGCAUAUGACAGGACAGUGAAAAUAGACGUUUUGGUAAUGAAUGCAUGGCCUAGCCUUGAAUUGAGCAUCGUAUGCCAUCGCAUGAUGCGACUUCAGUGAUGAAGGGAACCAACUGCACUGUCGUUCUGUUAUAGAUGGUAGACGACGUAGGUAUUCCAAUAAACGCAGCGUCCGGCGGUCCACCUAUUUUGACGAUAUGUGAAGUUCACAUGCCAGGCCCGUCUACCAAAAACAGGUUAUGCGCCAACUCGAAAGCGUGAAGAGGAUUGUACAAUAGUCCAGCUAACUAACCCUGUUUCCAGAAUGUCUAUAUGGCGGGAUAGAAUUCUUUCAAACAUUGGCGUGUUAGACAGAAC
This is a messenger RNA of Truncatella angustata, 2667 nucleotides long. Its product is annotated as Sec63 Brl domain-containing protein. Gene Ontology annotation, biological process: post-translational protein targeting to endoplasmic reticulum membrane; SRP-dependent cotranslational protein targeting to membrane. Gene Ontology annotation, molecular function: transmembrane protein transporter activity; RNA binding. Gene Ontology annotation, cellular component: Sec62/Sec63 complex. NCBI's taxonomy places the organism in Eukaryota, Fungi, Ascomycota, Sordariomycetes, Amphisphaeriales, Sporocadaceae. The coding region runs from base 189 to 2219 and encodes 676 amino acids. The transcript has 3 exons. The record is from RefSeq and is a predicted model, not a curated record.